This is a messenger RNA of Penicillium cinerascens, 1398 nucleotides long. Its product is annotated as oleate delta-12 desaturase odeA. The transcript has 2 exons. Lineage: Eukaryota; Fungi; Ascomycota; Eurotiomycetes; Eurotiales; Aspergillaceae. The record is from RefSeq and is a predicted model, not a curated record. Gene Ontology annotation, biological process: lipid metabolic process. Bases 1 to 1398 code for a protein of 465 amino acids. Gene Ontology annotation, molecular function: oxidoreductase activity.
AUGUCGUCCACUGCCCUGCCCAAGCGCAUGGCGCUGCAGCGCAGCCUGCCCACGGACUCGUCCGCUCCCUCCGUCUCGGCCUCGCCCUUUGACAGCCCGCGCCAGUCGCCCUCGUCCACCUCUCUGUCAUCCAUGGCCUCGGACGCGGAGCGCACCAAGAUGCUCGAUACCUAUGGCAACGAGUUCAAGAUCCCCGACUUCACCAUCAAGCAGAUCCGCGAUGCCAUUCCCGCUCACUGCUUCCACCGCUCCGCCAUCACCAGUCUGUACUAUGUCUUCCGUGACAUGGCCAUCCUGGCUUCCGUCUUCUACCUCUUCCACAACUACGUGACCCCGGAGACGGUUCCCUCCCUGCCGGCCCGCGUCGUCCUCUGGACUCUGUACACCGUCAUCCAGGGUCUCGUCGGUACCGGUGUGUGGGUGUUGGCUCACGAGUGCGGUCACCAGGCCUUCUCCCCUUCCAAGGUCCUGAACGACACCGUCGGCUGGGUCUGCCACUCCCUCCUGUUGGUUCCUUACUUCUCGUGGAAGAUCUCCCACGGCAAGCACCACAAGGCCACCGGUAACCUUGCUCGCGACAUGGUCUUCAUCCCCAAGACCCGUGAGGAGCACGCCUCCCGUGUCGGCAAGGCCCUGCACGAGCUCGGCGAGCUCAUGGAGGAGACCCCCAUCCUGACUGCCUCGAACCUCAUCCUUCAGCAGCUGUUCGGCUGGCCCAUGUACCUCUUGAUCAACGUCACCGGCCACAACAACCACGAGAAGCAGCCCGAGGGCCGCGGCAAGGGCAAGUCCAACGGCUGGUUUGGCGGUGUCAACCACUUCGACCCCUCCAGCCCUCUGUACGAGGCCCGUGACGCCAAGCUGAUUGCCCUGAGUGACCUCGGUCUGCUCCUCACCGGUCUUGGUCUGUACUUCAUCGGCUCCAACUAUGGCUGGCUCAACCUGCUGGUCUGGUACGGCCUUCCCUACCUGUGGGUGAACCACUGGCUCGUUGCCAUCACUUUCCUCCAGCACACCGACCCUACCCUCCCCCACUACCAGCCCGAGGUUUGGACCUUCGUCCGCGGAGCUGCGGCCACCAUCGACCGUGACUUCGGCUUCGUCGGCCGCCACAUCUUCCACGGCAUCAUCGAGACCCACGUUCUGCACCACUAUGUCAGCAACAUCCCCUUCUACAACGCCGAUGAGGCCAGCGAUGCCAUCAAGGGCGUCAUGGGCAACCACUACCGCACCGAGGCCCACACCGGCUGGACUGGUUUCUUCAAGGCCCUGUGGACGAGCGCCCGUACCUGCCAGUGGGUUGAGCCCACCGAGGGCGCGGAGGGCGAGAGCCAGGGUGUUUUGUUCUACCGCAACACCAACGGCCUCGGUGUCCCUCCUGCCAAGAUGGCCAAAUAG